UGAAAUUGAAUCAUCCAUCAAUUCAAUUCAUCAUCAUAGAUGCGGCAUUAAUUUUGUUUAUACUGUGUAGGCAUAUAUUGAUAAUAUUUUAAUAUUCUUAAAUUUGGUAUCGCAGUUCUGAGAAAUUUCUAGCACUUAUCCAAAUAGGCUAUCAUACAAAAACGUAACUUUUCUGGUCCAAUUAAAUACACGGAAACUCACCGUAUUUUAUGUUAACUGGCAAAAUGAUUGUGCUUCAAUUAUUUUAAGAUACUGAGUAAAUUUGUAUGACAUAGGCUACUCCUAAAAUCUAACUCAGAUGGGUUCACGUGGAAGAUUUGGCCCGUUAGUAGGAGCAAUAGACGAAGGAACAAGCAGUGCACGCUUCCUCGUGUUUGCUGCCAACACAGCCGAAGUCCUCACAUACCACCAAGAGGAGAUUAAACAAAUCUGUCCGCAAGAAGGAUGGGUUGAGCAAGACCCGUUUGAAAUAUUACAUCUAGUUGAAAAAUGUCUUUCAGUAUCAGUAAAUAAUUUAAAAGAACUUGAUAUUGACCCUGGAGACAUUGUUUCUAUUGGAAUGACCAACCAGAGAGAAACUACGAUAGUGUGGGAUCCGUUUACUGGGGAACCACUGUAUAAUGCUAUAGUUUGGUUAGACGUAAGAACAGCGGACACAGUGGAACGUAUGAAAGCCAAAGUGAAAGGGAAAACUGCAGAAACGCUCAAGGCUCUCAGUGGACUACCAAUAAGCACUUAUUUCAGUGCUCUCAAGCUAAGAUGGCUAAUGGAUAACGUUCCGGAGGUAAAAGCUGCUGUGGAUGAAAAACGAUGCUAUUUUGGUACUGUUGAUACUUGGCUUAUAUGGAAUUUAACGGGUGGUAUUCACGGAGGAUUACACAUCACCGAUGUUACGAAUGCUUCAAGGACCAUGCUCAUGAAUCUACAAACUUUACAGUGGGAUCCAACACUUUGUAGGUUUUUUGGGAUCCCCAUGAGUAUUCUUCCGAAAGUUAGAAGUUCAUCGGAAAUCUACGGCUACUUGGCCGAGGGUUUAUUAAGAGGAGUUCCUAUCUCGGGUUGUCUAGGAGACCAGCAGGCAGCUUUGGUUGGACAGAUGUGUUUGAAGCAAGGACAAGCCAAGAACACCUACGGAACUGGAUGUUUCCUUCUUUAUAACACAGGAACUGCAAUAGUGUUAUCUUCACACGGGCUGCUGACAACAGUAGCCUACAAGCUUGGUCGAAACGCGCCGGCUAUCUACGCUCUGGAAGGUUCCGUAGCCGUGGCCGGCGCAGCUCUCACCUGGCUACGGGACAAUCUCCACCUGUUGUCUGAUGUGAAGGAGACAGCCACUGUGGCGCAGGCUGCCGGUGCUACAGGCCAUAUUGUGUUUGUCCCGGCGUUCUCCGGCCUAUACGCUCCCUACUGGCGCAAUGACGCACGUGGGAUCAUCUCCGGAAUCACGCAGGACACCAGGAAGGAGCACAUCAUACAGGCCGCUUUGGAGGCUGUGUGUUUCCAAACCAGGGAUAUUCUGGAGGCCAUGAACCAGGAUUGUGGGAUUCCAUUGACCAAGCUACUGGUGGACGGAGGCAUGACUGUGAACGGCUACGCGAUGCAGUUACAAGCUGACCUGUGCGGAAUACCUGUCGUCCAUCCUUGGAUGUUCGAGGCCACUGCUCUAGGAGCUGCCAUGGCUGCUGGGAGUGCCGAAGGUAUUGGUGUGUGGGACCUGAACAAUAUGCAACCGGUACCCAGCGACACUUAUCUGCCCACCAUAACUGAUGAUGAACGAGAUUUGAGGUAUGAUAAGUGGAAGAAAGCAAUUCAAAAAAGUUUAGGCUGGGAUCUAGAUGCAACCCCUCGGAAAACUAAUGGAAAUAAUCUAGAGAAUAACAUUCGUGUGCUAUCCAUGGUGCCUUGUGGACUAUUCUUCGUAUCGUCUUUUGCUCUGAUGAUAUUUAGUAAAUACCUUCAAAGCUGACACAGCUAAAACUACGACUAGUUUGAAGUAGCUUACCAUCACAUUGAUGGAAAUGAAAAUUAUACUAUUUAGCGAUAGUGUUUUGAGCUUUUAUUUUUAGUAUUAGAAGUGUGAAGGGAACUCAAAAAUUAACUAAAUAUUAUUUCUUUGACCUGUUUAAUUUGACUCAGUGGCAAUGUUUCAUAAGACUAGAUUAUAAAUUUGGCACGUAACUAAAAGUUCAAUCAAGUCUCUUCAUUUAUUAAUUAUUAAUUUACUGAAAUACACAAUCGUGCGUUAAAUUAAUUGAUCAAAUCAAUCCAAGUUGAAAUAAUAAUCAACCAACAUUCCAUGGUUUUCAUUUGAGAUAAGAUUUAAGAUACUCUGGAAUAUCUGAAUAGUUUGAAAGUGAUAAGUGUACCUGUAAAAGUUGCAAUAUAUUAAAUGCAUGGAUUAAACUAAUUAUAUCAUGACAGAUGUAAUACCUGGUGAAUCCAGCGUAUUGUUCCUUAGACUUACCAUUAUUUUUUACACAAUUU
Macrosteles quadrilineatus (aster leafhopper) is the source of this 2484-nucleotide messenger RNA. Its product is annotated as glycerol kinase-like. The transcript is spliced from 11 exons. NCBI's taxonomy places the organism in Eukaryota, Metazoa, Arthropoda, Insecta, Hemiptera, Cicadellidae. Gene Ontology annotation, cellular component: mitochondrion. Bases 299 to 1966 code for a protein of 555 amino acids. Gene Ontology annotation, molecular function: glycerol kinase activity. Gene Ontology annotation, biological process: triglyceride metabolic process; glycerol metabolic process; glycerol-3-phosphate biosynthetic process. The record is from RefSeq and is a predicted model, not a curated record.